Messenger RNA from Diachasmimorpha longicaudata, 1613 nucleotides. RefSeq lists its product as uncharacterized. The coding region runs from base 243 to 1481 and encodes 412 amino acids. The record is from RefSeq and is a predicted model, not a curated record. Gene Ontology annotation, molecular function: selenium binding. Lineage: Eukaryota; Metazoa; Arthropoda; Insecta; Hymenoptera; Braconidae. Gene Ontology annotation, biological process: selenium compound metabolic process. Gene Ontology annotation, cellular component: extracellular region. The transcript is spliced from 3 exons.
AAAAAAAAAAAAAAAAAAAAUCGAAUGAAAUUUCGAAGACAGUCAACCUCUUGUUGGUUGAUUUAUUCUCCUGAUGGUGUAAAUUCGGUGCCACGGUCGCGCCGACAUGAGUGGGAGGUAUGACAGCCGACGAAAAAGGGAGAUAAUGACAGUCAGGAGUUGUCAAGGGAGCGAGUCGCACCAUCUUCCGCUGCCGAUAAUUUCAAAUUCAAUCGACGUCAGUGGAAUUUCGUAAUUUCAUUAUGAAAAUCAUUUUUUUUGGUGCGAUGAUGACGUGGGUUUUUGCCAGUGGUGGAGUGAUUGUGGGGGAUGGGGGUGUACGGAGGAGGGAGAGUGCCGAUUGUUGCGAAUCGUGUAGUCCGGUGGAUUUUAUGAUCGGAAAAUUGGGUGUUGUUCAGGUCGUGAUGUUUUUGGAUGAGUCUUGGGGUGGCAGUCAUAAACAGGCGGUCAUGUUGAACGUUCUGAAACAUCGACUCGACAAGUCCGGGUUCUCGGACACUCAAUUCAUCGUCGUAAAAUCGCAAGGCCCUUUAGGGCCCACCGAUGUUGAUGACGACCUGGAGGACAUUGAGAGGCAGGCGUGGAGUACACUGGCCCCGGAGGGCGCCUCAGAGAUAUUCUCGGGGCCUUAUGACUCGGAAUUCCUGAAGAAUACCCUAUCUCCAGACAUUUUAUUGGUGGAGGACAAUCAGUUGGGCCAGUUGGGCCUGUGGAGUCGUCUCCAUGGAUCGAGGCACCAGGUCCAGGUGGUGGAUCAGUGCGGACGGAUGGCGUAUCAGAUAAUGGUCCCCUGGAGCAUCCUCCAUUUUCCGUACGUCAAAGCCGCCAUUUUGUCGACUCUCAAUGACAGCCCUUGUGGGCCUUGUGGUGACAAUGACACGAGCUUGAUGAGUAGUUUCAUGAGAGGAGCCGAUGAAAGGGACUUUGAAAAUGACAAUCAGACGGCCCCUCAGCCAUCACCCCCUUCCCCGUCAUUUCCCGAUGAAUCAACUGCCUCGAACGACACCGAUGGGCCCGUCCUACCCGAUCUGAGAAUCGUCCUUAAUGCCCCUCAUUAUCACGGCGACGAUAAGAAGGUGUUCAACUACCUGGAGUUCCGGGUGGGUAAGCCAGGGUAUCAUGGACACCUUGAACCCUCACCUCAGGCCCCAGGUCACCCUAGUCAGAUGGAAUAUGGCGACCAGUACGGGGGGCCUUCCUCGGAGGGCAUCACCUUCCUGAAGGACGAGGGCCCAGGUCUCUUCGGGGAGGCGUCGACUUCCUGGGGGGAUGAAACUCCAGUCGAUGGUAUCGACGAGGAUCUGGUGCUUUUGGGGAGUGAACUCCAUGGAGAUGAUGCUGCUGGAGCAGUUCAUCGUGUCGUGACCGAGGAAUCGCCGACUUUACCGAGUCUCACAGCUGAGGAGGAGGUCUACAGGAGUCGAACAAUUGCUCAUUACAGUAAAUUACUUCCCUGGCUUGAUUAUGUACUCGAGGAGUGAGGGAUUAAUUAUAAUGUACAAUAAAUAUUGAAUGGUAACAAUUGUAUGGGGAUAAUAUGGGGUAAAAAGGUAUUUUUUGUCGGUAAUUUACCGACAAAAAAAUUAAUUGUCGGUAUGUUACCGACAAAAAAC